UAGUCAGUACCCAGAGCCUUAUUGGCAAGUUUUCUCAUGCCGUGUUUUGGGACGAAUCCUGAUGUCCUGACACUUGAGUCCAGAUCUUUACAAAGUCUUUCGACGGAGACCAGCUAUGCUGAAUUUCAAUUGACCGAGUCUGCCUACCUCAAGCCUUGAAGACUUUCCACGAUUUUCCGUCGAAUUAUAUACUUUUCCCGUGUAGUUGUCAUAAGGAUGGUGCUCGACACAACAAUUGGCUACCUGGUGCGAGACGAUGUUUUCAAGACCGAGAAGGCGUUCGACACGGAUUUCCCCGUGUCACACGUGGCCGGAGCACGCCGAACAAACUUACAGACAGAAGCGAGAAAAGUAACGGUGCAAGAGAUCACGGAUUCAUCUCAGUGGGACUUGGAUGUCCACGGAUUCUGUGUGCUUCGCGCCGAGACCAAGCUUGAUCCCAAGGAAGCUUGGGAACGCAAGAGGGAGGUUCAGAAGUCGUAUUGGGACCAGAUCGAACGCUUGCUCGAGAAGAGGUUUCCGCAGUACUCGCGAAUCGAGUCUUAUGACCUGACCCUACGAAGCAGAGACGAAGAUUUUCCCAAAAAUGCUCGGGUCUACGUUGACUCCCACGAGCAGCCGGCGACCAUGCCCCACACUGAUGUGUCUUCUGCUGGAGCGUUGACCGAGUUGAUGCACGUCUUUCCCGGACAGAGGGAAUACGUGGAGGGCAAAGACUACGAUAUUAUCAAUGUCUGGAGGCCAUUGAUUGGCCCAAACGAUGACUGGCCAUUGGCCAUCUGUGACUGGACAACCAUCGAUUCACAGAACGAUAUUCUUGUCAACGAUGGAAUCAGGCGAGACAGAGUGGAUGAGAACUGUUUGCUUCACUAUAAUGAAGCACACAGAUGGUACUAUAUUAAGGAUCAAACAACGGAGGACCUCUUGGUCUUCCGAAACGUCGAUUCAUCUGGGUGUCGGGCACGAGGAUUCCAUUGCUCUGUUUUCAAUCCUUCUGCAAAAGGCCCUCCUCGCCAAAGCAUCGAAGCGAGACUUGUGGCUUUCAGAGACUUGGAGUAAUGGCCGGGGAUGUAUAUGGAAGGCCUUGUAUCGUCAGUUCUCAAUUCGGUAUCUAUUUUCUUAUCCAAUCAUGCAUUGCCACAGUGAAGCACAAUACGGAUGCGGGAUAGCGUAGACGCCUUACCGCACCCUUCUUGGGCGUGGAUUACUCACGACGGCCAUCUUGUGACUGACUGGGGAAAGGGUGGCGCUGCAACUAGCCAUUCAGUUCCUUCAAAGAUGCCCCGAGGCAAUACAGUGUCUAUGCACUGUGAUUUCGGUUAUUUUGUGCGGCUGAAUUUGAGACUUUUUCGGACCCCAAAGGCAGAUCAUCUGUUACACGGCAUUCCAAGUGGUGGUCAGCCAGGCCUGCCAGGCUGCCAGGCAGCUGCCAGGCCGAUAGAGUGCCUUGAGUAGGGGCCGAUCAUUGCCACAAAAAGAAACCGGUGAGCUGCCCACUACUUUUAUCUAGCUUUUGCCUGCUACAUGGCUGUCUGCAACUCUUGUCUCCGUGGGUUGGAAAUUGCCAGCCUGCUUAGGCUCCCUUCCUAGCCGACCUGCUGGAUGAAUCUGUGUAUAUCCCCCCUCUGCACACUCUCUUGUCUGUUAACUUGUACAGAACUUCCUAAAGCUCGUGCAAAUACUCCAAUAUGCCUGCCAUUAUUCCUGGGUUUCCCCGCAGUCUUGAUCGGGCAGACUAUUGUCUGUCCAACCAGUCUGCAGAUGUGGAAUUGCCCACAGCGCCUCAAGCAGUACCGAAGACAAUCAACGUGGCGUCCAAGAAUAUUAUGAACCAGAAUGUUCCUUCCAAGCACGCGCAAGACGGUGUGGCGGCUGGUGUUACUAGGAAAGAUAAGGAAGGACCACGACGCGGUUCCACUGCCUCGUGAGCCAUGUUUUAUGGUACGACCGGCAGAAAGUUAUGAAUUGGUGUGUUUCAUGAUGAUUUACGCCAAACAUAUCCAGACCGUAAGACUUGUGGUCUGGACUGAGUCUACAAGGUCAGCAAUACAAGAUCCUGUGCAGAUACUGUUCGCAUGUGGAGUUCAUAUCGUACUCUAGGACCGACAUUGGUCAACUUGAACAAUUGAAUUCAUGGAAAAGUCUUUGGUAUGAACUAAGCAACCUCUUCACGGCGAAUUUGUGGGAGCAGUCUGGAUUCGCCGUAUGCUCAAAGCACACGUUGGUGCCCUGGGGUGUAACUGUUAGCAGGGUCCCUCUUCCACAUGCCCAAAUAAAAACUCUUCCAUGCAGCGUGUCUCUGGAUACCAAGCCGCUGUGGGCUCCCUGUCUGCCAUUUCGGGCCACUUCCCGCGGUCAAGUGGGCUGUUCGGUCUGUUGAAGGGACAUGAGGAGUGGUUGCACGAUUAUUAUUCCCAGAGCUCCCCAAGAAAGAAAUUACUUUCAAAUUGGAUCGGGCUCCUGGUCCCAGAUGAAAGAUCCCCGGAUGUGACUCUGAUAGAAUGACUCCAAACCUCGGAAUGUCACACCGUGGGGCACCCACCUCCGGGCACAUGCACCAUCGGGCAGCACAAAUUUCCUAAUACCCACACAAACUCUCCAACUUCACUUACACAUUACGAAAUCCAAUCACUUUACACACUAUCGAG
Molecule: messenger RNA, 2648 nt
Organism: Diaporthe batatas
Lineage: Eukaryota; Fungi; Ascomycota; Sordariomycetes; Diaporthales; Diaporthaceae
Exons: 5
Coding region: 217-1059 (280 amino acids)
Molecular function (GO): oxidoreductase activity
Source: RefSeq, a predicted model, not a curated record